Caenorhabditis auriculariae is the source of this 910-nucleotide messenger RNA. The record is from the annotation of a GenBank genome assembly. NCBI's taxonomy places the organism in Eukaryota, Metazoa, Nematoda, Chromadorea, Rhabditida, Rhabditidae.
AUGAACGACAUAGCACUUCUGUACCCCAAUAUGGUGGCUGCCAUCGAAACCAGUUCGAAAGUGCUUGAUGAUGAAGAAACAGCCUCUGUUUCUUCUGGAUUAAGUCCUCCGCCAUCGCCUCAUGAUUCCAAAUCGCCCAACGACUCCCAUGUUAAACGGCCAAUGAACGCUUUCAUGGUCUGGAGCCGAGGGCAACGCCGGAAGAUGGCGCAGGUCAGAAAUUGCAAAAUUCUCACUUCUUCUUAUCGCAUUUUUAUGAGACACUUGAGGAGAGUGGAGUGAUAAAUUCCGUUAGAAUCACUCAUUAAAAACUCUCCUAUGAGGGAUGAUAAAGGAACAACUUUUUUUCUGAUAUUUUUGUGUCUAAUAUAAUAAUCAUAAAGAUAAUUCUUUUCCGUUUUUUCACGAAUUGGUUACAGGACAAUCCGAAAAUGCACAAUUCUGAAAUCAGUAAACGACUGGGAGCGGAAUGGAAACAACUUUCAGAGCAAGAAAAAAGGCCUUUUAUCGAUGAAGCGAAAAGACUCAGAGCUCUGCAUAUGAAGGUACAGUUAUUAUUCGUUUAAAUCUUUCAAAGAUAAUUUUAUACUUGAAAAUUUAUUCAUAUAAUGUUCAGGAACAUCCAGACUACAAAUACCGGCCACGGCGCAAGCCAAAGUCGUCCGUCAAAGGUCAGAGCAGACUUCCUCUGGGACUUCCGAUCACGCCGUUCACGUCUCCCGCUCUCUUCACCUACACCUCGCCGUUGGAUUCUUUGAAGACGCCAGACUUGUCCUCGUACUACUCAUCGUUCUUCCCCAAUCCAGUGUUGGCAGCCCCUUACUCACCGUAUGUGAUGGCCGCCUACGCCCGACAAGCCGCUGCCGUUGCCGCAGCUUCACAAGUCAAUUCGACGACACCGGCAGUUUGA